Molecule: messenger RNA, 2134 nt
Organism: Eublepharis macularius
Lineage: Eukaryota; Metazoa; Chordata; Lepidosauria; Squamata; Eublepharidae
Gene: MPZL3
Product: myelin protein zero like 3
Exons: 7
Coding region: 1-1107 (368 amino acids)
Cellular component (GO): membrane
Source: RefSeq, a predicted model, not a curated record
AUGCAAUUGACUUCAUGGCCUGAAAACGCCCUUCAGCACUGCCCAGGGCAAAACGCCAGGAAAGCGGCUGCCCAGGGAGGGACAGAGCGCCCCUGGCUGGCAGUCUUCAGGGAGCGGCUGGACGAAUCCUGCUUGGGGAUGCUUGGGGCCCUUCCUGCGCCUGGGCAGGGCUUGGACGAGGUGGUCCCUCGGGCCCCUUCCAGUCCUGAGCGGCCUUGGAAGGGCGCGGCUCUGGCCAGGACUGCGGUGCUGGCCCGCCGACGGCCAGCAGGAGCGCCAUCGCCGCACGCCGAAGCCCGGCCGCUUCCUCCAGCCGCGGCGGUGCGGGAGAGGCCGACAGAGCCGCGCGAGCGCCGGUGGGCCGCUCGCCCGCAUCGCUCCCCGGAACGCCGCCUGGCCUGUGCCCUGCUCCCGCUGCCCGGCGGAGACCCAAAGGACGCCGCCGCCGCCUUUCACAGCUGCCUUUUGUACACGUGCGCGGCGCGGGUGCGGGUGCGGGCGCUGGAGGUGCGGGCGGCGGCCGAGGCGCGGGCCUUCGUGGGCGAGGCAGUGGUGCUGCGCUGCUGGUUCCGGUCCUCCUCCCCGGUGUCGGAGAGGCUGACCAUCGACUGGACCUUCCGGCCCCUGGCGGGCGGCGCUUCGGAGCCGAUCUUCCAUUACCAGUCGGGCCCCUACCCGGCCCGGGAGGGCACCUUCCGCGAGCGAGUCUCCUGGGCGGGGGACGUGGCCAAGCAGGACGCCUCCAUCGCCAUCGCCAGCCCGACCAUGGAGGACAACGGGACCUUCUCCUGCUCCGUGAAGAACCCCCCCGACGUGCAGCACGACAUCCCGCAGACGGUGCUGAGGGUCACGCAGAGAGGCACCUCCUUCCAGCUGUCGUUGGCCGGGCUGCUCUCCAUGCUGGUCUUCCUCCCCUCAGCCAUUGUGGUGGCUCUACUGCUGGUCAGAAUGGGCAGGAAAUCUGGGGCGCUAAACAGCAGGAAGAAGUUUGCUUGCAAGAAGUCCUCCAUUGAAGUUGUUGACGAGACUGAGCAACCGGGCUGUGUGGCGAGACUGGCUGGGAGGUGUCUGCAGUGCCUGGACACAGAUGAGGAAGAUCCUUACUGACUGAAGGACAGAGACAACCUGUGAUGCUGCCCACGAUCUGCCCACGUGGAGUGGAAGUUUGGUCCUGGAAUUAUUAAUGUAGGCAAGAAGCACAGCUGCUGCAGGACCCUUUUUUCCGCCCCGGGUUAAUUAUCAAGAUUUUCCCAUUUCUUAUUUGCUGUCUUGACCUGCCUGGUCUGCAUGCUUGGACUGAGCACUGGGCCCGUGGGGGUCACGCACCGUUGCAAUGGCCAGGCUUUUGAACGGCCGUCUCCUCAGCUGAGGCCGGCACUAGGACUGUGCCUCCAUGUGCCACUUAGCUCACAGUUGUGUCUCACGAGAGCACACCGUGGCCGCUUUCUCCUCAUUUUGGCUACACAAGCUUCUCCUCUGGCAGGGGAAUCCAUCUUGGACCUGGUGCUCAGAGCCUCCUGGAGCAGCAGCAGCAGCAGGAUCAAAGUGCUUUGGGGGGCAGUUUUUCAAAGGUGGGAGCAGCCUGUGACUGGCAAAUGGGCAUAACUGAUUCCUGUUGACCUGGGAGGGGAGAAGUUCUGGGCCGUGCCUGAGACUGCAAGGAGGGCGGCCCCAGGAAGGGCUAGGAGAGGGGGCUCAGGUGCCAGCGAGGCCUCUUUGGGUGGGGGAGAGAUCAUUGCAUGGCUUUCCCCUCCUCACUGCUGGUUCACAGGCAAGGUGACCUGCCCUCUCAGUUAUCUGGGUGGGCCGUGGACCAUGUGCCCAUGGCUGGUCUUGCAUGCCUUGGCUGAUGCAACUUCGCUCUGCAUGACAAGGGGCCAAUUGUUGCCUGAAUGCAGAGGUGCGUGCGAGUCUCAGAAAGCUCGAGCUCCUGUUCCCAUUUCGUGGCUGCUGCGGGGAAGGACAGGUUCUGGGGGGGCUUGAGAACCUGCACAGAGUAGCACCUCCUCCUCCCUUGUGCCCUGGCAUUCUCUUCUGCCUGCUGUACCCUGUUUGGCAUGCAGGCACACUUGUGUGGGGCAGAGCUGCCAUCAGAGUGGCAUCUUUCUUGGGACCAGUAAACAUCUUCGUACCA